Dictyostelium purpureum is the source of this 1302-nucleotide messenger RNA. RefSeq lists its product as uncharacterized. The transcript has a single exon. The record is from RefSeq and is a predicted model, not a curated record. The annotation marks the transcript as partial. Gene Ontology annotation, molecular function: hydrolase activity, hydrolyzing O-glycosyl compounds. Lineage: Eukaryota; Evosea; Eumycetozoa; Dictyosteliales; Dictyosteliaceae. Gene Ontology annotation, biological process: carbohydrate metabolic process.
AUUAUAGGCGCAGAACAAGAUUAUUGCAUGGUAUUAGAAAAUGCAUUAAUGUUUUAUAAAAUGAAUAGAGCUGGUCGUUUGCCAGAUAACGAUAUUCCAUGGAGAGGUAAUUCCGCUUUAAAUGAUGCAUCACCCAAUUCACAAAAAGAUGCCAAUGGUGAUGGUAAUUUAAGUGGUGGUUACUUUGAUGCUGGUGAUGGUGUCAAAUUUGCUCUUCCAAUGACAUACUCUAUGACUAUGUUGGGUUGGUCUUUCAAUCAAUAUAAAGAUAACAUUGCCAAAUGUGGUUUAACCAACUUAUACUUGGAUACAAUUAAAUAUGGUACCGAUUGGAUUAUAAAUGCACAUACUGCCGAUAACGAAUUUGCUGCCCAAGUUGGUGAUGGUAAUCUUGAUCAUUCUUUCUGGGGUCCACCAGAAAUGAUGACAAUGAACCGUCCAGUAUAUAUGAUCACCGCUGAUCAACCAGGUACUGAAGUAGCAAUGGAAGCCGCUUCUGCCCUUGCUGCUGCUUCAUUAGCUUUUGCUGAUUCAGAUCCAGCCUAUGCCGCCACUUGUUUAAGUCACGCUAAAACUCUUCAUAACUUUGGUUAUACAUAUCGUGGUUCCUACUCUGAUGUUGUAACCAAUGCACAAGCUUUUUACAAUUCAUGGUCAGGUUAUAAAGAUGAACUUGUAUGGGGUAGUAUCUGGUUAUACAAAGCCACUGGUGAUGCUUCAUACUUAACCAAAGCUAAAGCCGAUUACGCUACCUAUGGUAUUGGUGGUAUGGCUCAAGGCAAUUCACACGAUUGGGAUCUUAAAGCUCCAGGUUGUUCUCUUUUAUUAUCACAAUUAGAUCCAUCUACUUCAACCUAUGCCAACGAUUUCAACAGUUGGUUAAAAUAUUGGUUACCAGGAGGUGGUAUUACUUAUACUCCAGGUGGUUUAGCUUGGAUUAGACAAUGGGGUCCAGCUCGUUAUGCUGCCACUGCUGCUUUCCUUGCUUCCAUGUCAGGUUCAACUGAUGGUACUACCUUUACUGCUGCACAAAUUGGUUAUCUCUUAGGUAAUAAUCCAAAGUCACAAUCUUUUGUUGUUGGUAUUGGUCCAAACUAUCCAAUUAAUCCACAUCAUCGUGCUGCCCAUCACUCUACUACCAAUGAUAUUAAUAACCCAGUUAACAAUUUAUAUCUCUUAAAAGGUGCUUUAGUCGGUGGUCCAGAAUCUGAUGAUUCAUUCUCUGAUGAUAGAACCAAUUACAUUUCAAAUGAAGUUGCUACUGAUUAUAACGCUGGUUUUGUUGGUGCUCUUGCUUCACUC